AUGCCGCGUGCGCGGCUCAGUGCUGGUCCAUCUGUAGCAACGCUUCGUGCUGCGACGUUUUCGACGUCGAGCGCGCGUCGUCAGGCUGCGCUAGCACCUGAUCCGCCCAAGAUGAUCAAACUCACAGUGAACGGCAAGGAGGUCGAAGUCGAGCAGGGCACUACGCUCAUUCAGGCGUGUGAGAAGGCCGGCUUCCAGAUCCCGCGCUUUUGCUACCACGAGCGUCUGAACAUUGCAGGCAACUGCCGUAUGUGCUUGGUGGAAAGCAAGGGUGCGCCCAAGCCGCUUGCCUCGUGUGCGUUCCCGGCGAUGCCGGGUCAGCAGAUCUUCACGGAGUCGCCAGUGGUCGCCAAGGCGCGUCAGGGUGUGCUGGAGUUCCUGCUGAUGAACCACCCGCUGGACUGCCCGAUUUGCGACUGGGGUGGCGAGUGUGACCUGCAGGACCAGACGAUGCGCUACGGCUCAGACCGUUCGCGUUACCACGAGAUGGCUGGCAAGCGUGCUGUUGAGGACAAGUACCUCGGCCCGCUGGUCAAGACAGUCAUGACCCGUUGCAUUCAGUGCACGCGUUGUGUGCGUUACGCCAACGAGGUGGCGGGUGUGCCGGACCUGGGUACGACAGGUCGUGGCAACCAGCUGCAGAUUGGCAUGUACAUCGAGAAGAUGCUCGACUCGGAGAUGUCGGGUAACGUUAUCGACUUGUGCCCUGUCGGUGCGCUCACGUCGCGCCCCCAUGCGUUCCAGUCGCGUCCGUGGGAGCUGAAGAAGGUCGAGUCGAUUGACGUGCUGGACGCUGUGGGCUGCAACAUUCGCGUGGAUGCGCGCGACCUGCAGGUGAUGCGUGUGCUCCCGCGCACGAACGAUGAUGUGAACGAGGAGUGGAUUAACGAUAAGACGCGCUAUGCCUGCGAUGGUCUGAAGUACCAACGUCUCACGGUGCCGCUGAUCCGCCAGGGUGACCGCUUCGUCCCGGCGUCGUGGCCGGAGGCACUGGAAGCGAUUGCGCAGGGCCUCGUGCGCAGUGGCGCGAAGGGCGACGAGAUCCAGGGUGUCGCUGGUGCGCUGGCGGAUGCUGAGUCGAUGGUGGCGCUGAAGGACCUUAUGCACCGCCUAGGCUCGGAGAACGUCCUUACCGACGAACCGAAGGGUGACGAGGUGCCGAUCAACGGCGUGGACAUCCGCUCGAACUACACGUUCAACACGAGCAUUGCGGGUCUAGACGAGGCGGACUAUGUGAUCCUCAUUGGCACGAAUCCUCGUCAUGAGGCUACGAUUAUCAACGCCCGUCUGCGCAAGAACUACCUGCGCAACGAACUCGACCUGGCGCUCAUCGGUGACAAGGUCGACCUGACAUACGAGUAUGACCACAUUGGCACGGAUGCCAAGGCCGUGGAGGAGUUGGCAGCUGGCAAGGGCCCGGCGGCCGAGCGCCUGAAGCAGGCGAAGAAGCCGCUGGUCAUUGUCGGCAGCGGUGUGGCAGACCACCCUGAUGGUGCUGCGAUCUUGAAGAGCGUGGCGACGCUCGUGCAGUCGAACAAGGACAAGAUGCUGACGCCGGAGUGGAACGGCUUCAACUUCCUGCAGCGUGCUGCCUCGCGUGUGGCGGCACGUGAGAUGGGCUACCACGGCGCAGCUGGCAAGACGAAGCCCAAGUUUAUGUACCUGCUCAACGCGGAUGAUAUCACCGCAGCUAAGAUCCCGAAGGAUGCGUUCGUGGUGUACCAGGGCCACCACGGUGAUGUGGGUGCGCAGUUUGCGGACGUAUGCUUGCCAGGUCUGGCGUACACCGAGAAGAGCACGACGUAUAUGAACACGGAGGGUCGUACACAGAUGACCCGCACGGCAGUCUCGGGUGCGGGUGCCUCACGCGAGGACUGGAAGAUUGUGCGCGCGCUCUCCGAGGUGCUCGGCGUGACGCUGCCCUACGACGAUGUGACGGCUGUGCGCGACCGCUUGUACGAUAUCUCCCCAGCGCUUGUGCGCUACGACACGCGCGAGCCGACGAGCCCUGAGGUGGCCGCGCUCGGUCUCGAGCAGCUCGCAAGUGCUCAGGCCAAGGCAAGUGGUGUGCCGCUGCACCGUCCGGUGGACAACUUCUACCAGACCGACCCUGUAUCGCGCGCCUCGCCUACGAUGGCCAAGUGUGUGCAGGCGUUUGUUCUCAAGGCCCCUUCGUUCCAGGAGAAGUGGGCCAAUGCCACAGAGACGGAGCAUGCGUCGGCGUAG
Molecule: messenger RNA, 2226 nt
Organism: Malassezia pachydermatis
Lineage: Eukaryota; Fungi; Basidiomycota; Malasseziomycetes; Malasseziales; Malasseziaceae
Product: nadh-ubiquinone oxidoreductase
Exons: 2
Coding region: 1-2226 (741 amino acids)
Biological process (GO): ATP synthesis coupled electron transport
Cellular component (GO): membrane
Molecular function (GO): iron-sulfur cluster binding; NADH dehydrogenase (ubiquinone) activity
Source: RefSeq, a predicted model, not a curated record